AUGGCGGAUCGUCUACGUUUGUCAUUGUCGUUAUACUUUUCAAAGCACAUGGAUCGUGGGGAUUGGCGAAGUGUCCUCAGAGCUCUUCACGGCUGCGCUGAGACGGGAACGCUGCUGCAUAGUCUUCCCCACGACACGAUCUUUCCAUUUUUGGUGGCUAAUGGGCAGUGGGAGUCCGUCCUGCGCCUUAGUAGCCAACUUAUCGCAGUGGAAGAGUCUCACAGCAACAACAAGACGAAGACGAAGAAGGGAAAUAAAGGGACGGCGGUGUCACUGGCACAAGAAGAGGGGUUGUACAACACUCUGCUUCGUGCGACACUUGCCCAGGAGGCGGUGUCGAGCAUGGGGAGUUGGCAGGCGGCGGCAGCCAUUGUGCAGCGCGCCGCGCGACGCCGUGUACGAUUAGAAACGCCAGUCAUACGAGAUGUAUUGAGGACCGUGGAAAAUUGGCAGCAUGAGCUUGCGAACGGCAGCAACAGCAGUGGGACUCUUUCUGGAAAAGAGGAGAGUCCCGGCUGCAGUGAUGCCCUGCUGCUCACACGGGACAUGCUUGCUGCAGAUCUGCAUCUUCGCGGAAAGUCUCCUCCCAUUCCCAAAUCAACGCCUGCGUGCCGCCCCCCGCGGGUGCUCCAGUCGGAUUUGGUGCAGGCCAUUCACGACACCGUUUUUCAGGGAUCCUUCACGAAGGAUAGAAAUGACCCCACUCACUGGGAGAAGUUGAGGGAGCAGAUGCACGCGAGUUUUACUUCAUCUUGGGAAGAUGCUGUGUACACGGUGCUUCAUGUGUGCGUUCCUCGUACCGAUUCAAUCAGAAAGGUUGAGGAGGGUGAAACAGUAGACACAGUGCUUCAAGCAACUAUUGAUUACAUCACCGUGCGACCAGAUGCCGCCGAGAAGAUUCUUCAUUGGACGCAGCAGCGUAUGUUUAAUGGUGCCAUUAUUACUCUUCCACAUUCAAGUCUGCUUGGAAUUGAGCAACAUGAUAAUGUUGUUGGUGGUGGUGGUGGUGAUGGUGAUUCUAGAAGUGACGGCAGUGAUAAUGGGACUUCUUUGGCGUGGUGGAGGAGAGAAGUUGAAAAGCAACCAGCGCUGGAAUUGCCUAAGUGGGAGAUGGUAAAGGCGCUGGCCAUGGCGGAGUUGGAACAACGUGAACGACAGUGGGCGAUGGUGGAAGGCGGUCUCUGUUGUUGGAAAGAGGAGUCAAGGGAGAAGAGAACCCACACUUCGACUCUCACACGGCUUUGUAUUGCCGUGCAGUUAAUCUGCAUGAGAGACGAUGCUUUGGAGCAGAAGGAAAUUCCCGUUCAUUGGGAUGACAUGAAACAAAAGGAAAUGGAGUGUUUGGCACGCAAAUUACUUCUGCACGGUUCUGUGGUGAUGGUGACUGCAACUGGUGUGGAUGACUUUCCUUUUUCUCUCUUGUCGGACACCGUUCAAACCUUAAUGACGGUUUACAUUCGCCUUUGUUGUGUGCGGGAUCACAGGCGAAGAAUGUUGCUGAACCACACAGGGGGGUCGCACGGAGGACAACCUCAGACGCCCAAAGAAUACGUCGGCGGUACUUUCGACAAGAAGGGGAAUGCGAACAACAACGCCAAUGAAAUUUAUAGUCUUUCUUCAAAGUCGGCACUUGCUUCUGGACGGGAUGUAUUUUGGGAAAACGUUCUCUUUCCGUACACAUUGGCUGGUUGGCAGCGUUCGCCAAUAGCUGCUUCGUGGCAAGAGCUGUUGCGACGUGUUUUCUGCGAUACCUCCCUAUUAAAAAUGUGGUUUUUCGAUGAUGGUUUAUCUCAUGGCCGUAACGCGACAAUUGACGAGAGACUCAUGCCUUCUGCAGAGAAGAAAGAAGAAAACACCGCUGGCGGUGGUGGUGUGGGCCACAGUCGUGGUCGUCGACGUCGCCGUUUUGGUGGUUCUGGUGUCAUGCGCUCCUCUUCCUUUUUUUGUGAAGAGGCACUGAAGCAGUUGCAAGAGCUGGUGUAUUUUCUCAGUCGACGAUUUCCUCCGUUGGACAAUUACCGUGCCAUUUUUCCUUUACAUUAUGAGAAGAGGGACGAGGAAUACCAGCGGGGUUCACAAUUCCGUGUCUCAGACAAUGCAUGCAUGAAUACCGAUAAUGAUGUGAGACGAAUUCCCGCCCUAUUCAAUCUCUUGGCACGGCAGGAAGAGGUGGAUGAGAUUGGACGUGGCCUUUUGCAGGCAUGUGUGAAGGAUAACCUCUCUGUAUCGGAUGCCAGCAAUGUUUGGCGUACAUUUGUUUUUUCCAUUGCCCCACGACAUGUGGUGCCGUUGCUAAGAUGCAUGAUGGACGUUGCUUCUGCCCAAACAUGUGAAGGUCCUUGGCGAUCGUGUCGUGUGGCCCUCGUUGUGGUGAUGCACGAGAGUGAUCUUUCUAGCACGGAAGAAAAAGUAAAUUACACAGCCCGUUUGUUCCAUUCUAUCGAACCCCGUACAACUUCAUGGCGUGCGGCUCUCGCACUCUGUGUCGCAGCCGCGUCGAAGAUUGGUGAGCAACUCCAUGAUGGCAAAACGGAUGGUUCGCUUUCUCAUAUCCUUGAUGCGUUGCUGGUUUCUGCCGCACCGCCACGUUGGCGGGAGGCUUUGCAGGUGGUGGAACUCAUGCACCAUGUAGUUCCAAACACGGGUGAAAUCCGAGGGAAGGAUGAUGGCUGCAUGAAUGGUGCGUUGCCUAACAGAACCCCAUUGAGUGAGAGUGAGCGCAUCGACUUGUACGAGUUUAUCGCCCCACUUAAGCAGCGGCGACAUUGGAUGUCUGCCAUAGAGCUCUUUACUACAUAUGAAGCACGCCAGCUCUCUGGGCAUGACUGCGCAUGUUUUGCCUUUGCUGUGAAACAUGGGCCGCUUUCAUUUGCGCGUCGUGUGUUAAUUUCACUGAGGGGAAAAGAAAAGUCCAGAGAAGUUGCACAGGCGGCCUUGGUGGCGUCGGAACGGCACGUCAAACAGGCUGUGCGGGCACUUCAGAAAAAGCGGCAGAGACAACGGCAACUUCAUCAAGGCGAACAACACGACGAUGAUGGCUCCGUGGAGCACGAGCGGGCGUUUAUGCUCCACGAGGCAAAUCAGGUGGCGCGCUUGGCUCUUGCCGCGUGGCCCACGCCCAUCAGCAACGAUGAGGACUUUGCACUCAUAUGGAAAUGUGUGAAGGGUGUCUGCGCUGGUAACGUGAAUGCGGCGAAGCUCUUGCUUCGUCAGAGUGCAUUGUACGACACGGAUCAAGCCAGGAACGAAGCAGACGCGUUGUUGCAAACUGUGCGUCUCUGCUCCACCGCUCAGGAUGCAGCAAGCGCCAUUGCCGCAUAUAAAAAGUUUCGUGAGAGGUUUAUUGGCAUGGUUUUGCCUGAAGAAACGAUGUUGCAACUGCUUUCAUUGUGCGUUGCUUCCGUUGUUGAUGCAGUGGAGGAUGUGACGACGAGUGAUGGAAUUACGAUUUUAUGUACCGUACUGAAAGACACGCUGUUGAUGCAUGACGUCUCUAUCCGUUAUGAGAGUAAACCUACGGGAACGCCAAGAAACUUUAUGCUCCAUGCAUGCGUGGUGCUGUUUCGCUUAUCCGCGCCGGCUGAUGAACGGGCAGUGGUGGGCAUCCCUAAGUUUAGAUGUGACGCGACGCCAGUUAUGCAACGACAUGCUCAACGUUUGCUUCAUGUGUUAACAAAACAUUUGGUGGGGACUGACGCAAGAAUUUUACGCAAUCUUCCGGACUUUAUUGGUGUUCUUCGGGCACUACCCCCUUUGUGCCUCAAUGCGGCAGUUUCACCGACGUCGCAGACAUUGCCUGAAGCAUCUGGGGUGAAUCCCAUUGCCGUGUUAAACCACCACGUCCAGAAAUUAGAGAAGAAGUUGGGCCCUGUGGUGCCGGUCGAUUGCUUGUUUUGGCUGGGAAUUCUGCAGAGCGAGAAGGUGACAUUAGGUACAUCCGCCUUCCCAUCUUCGUUAUCAUGCCCCUCAGUUAGAGAGGAGGGAGACGGAGAAGCUGUACAGGGGGAAGUGAGGGAUGUGCCACGUUGGAAUCCUGAGACGUUUCUUAUGUCGAACGAUGUCAUGAACACACGAGAGGCGACAGCACAAUUAGACCGCAUUAUUCUCCACGCCAUUGAACGGGCUGCGCCUCAUGAUGCUGAAAAGAAAUUGUCAUCGUCAUUACGUUGCCUACUUCUCCCGUGUAUUAUUGAGGCGCUUGCUUUUUUACUGCACCAUUGCUGGCACGCGCAGCCUCCGCUCACUGUUAUUCUUGCAGCAGCAGCGUAUGCAUUGCAUUCCUUGGAUGCCACACCGGAGUGGGUUUUGGGUGAGAAUGCAAUGGAGAUAGUUGCGGCAUUUCAGACUAUUUUUUUUAGUUUUCAUGUUUGCCACACCGUGGCGGAACUUGCGGUCUUGGCACAUCCGGCGCACCGUCUUUCUUCUGCCGUGGAUACCGUGUUGAGCCGAACGGCGUACGAGGAGGUGCGGUACGUGCAUGAUUUUAUUUUAUUGGUAUCUGCCUGGAUGCAGAGACGUUUACAUGCAGCCGAGAGUGAGGAGAGGCGGAUGCUGGAUGAACCUCAUGCACACUUCAUGAUCCGUCUUGUUGGAAACCUGGCGGGAACCUGUGCGUCGUGGCCGGAGUCAUCACUGCGGAAGGAGUCCCUGCGUCAACUCCGUCUUUUGUGUGAGAUGAUGGAGCGAUGUGUGAAUGCUGGAAAAACAGCACCCCUGUCCUCUACUGCUCUUCUUGUGCUUCGUGUCAUGAGCACAAUCCUCCGGAACGGUCCAAUGGACAAUGACGCAGUGGAGUCCCAUUUUGUUGGUGCCACUGCCGUUUCUAAGGUUCACACCAGCAGUGACGUGAAUAUGGAGUCACCACCCGCAGGCAAUGCGGCUCUUUCCGAUCUUUUUUUGGCAAUUACACUUUUACACAUUGUGCGUUAUGGCGCGCGCUCGAGCAUACGUUUGGUGCGUGCCUUUUUACCGGCACUUCAGCUUGAGGAAGGCUUACAGACAGUCUUGAGUGACGAUGAGGGAUUUGUAGGAGGACUUGUUGCGAUGCAGUCCGCUCGUUUGAACGCCACUGCUGCCGUACGUCGCGCCUUCAGCAUGUCAUUAUCGGCUGCCACAAGAUUUAUUACACGUCUUGUAGAGUUUCCUCCCAUUUUGUCUGUUGACGCCUUGACAGCACAGUGGCUGCGAUCUGAGGAGCAACUUGUGGAAUUCGCUGUCUUUGCGGCUCUUGCAGCGUGUCGCGACGGCGAGGCAUCGGAUGAGAAUGACAUUGUAGGGGCAAUGGAUGCUGUAGGCACACUUGUUCCCCACCGCUGGGACCUUCCAUACGCCAUUGCGUUUGAGUGUCCGCUUACUGCAACGCAGAAGACGACUUCAAUGGAUCUCACGCUCCGCAGUAGACUGGCGUUUGUCCUUCAAUGCUGCGGGCCGUGGCCGGGAGGAAUUGUGUUGAGGCUGCUUCUCCAGGCGUCGUGGCCUGCCGUCAGUGGUGGAAAGAAUGACGGUAUUCUUUCAAAUUAUAACGAAAUUCUGGAUGUCAUGGCAAAUCUUUCCUUGGACAGACGAUUUCGCACGAUUUCGAUAGCUCCUUUACUCCAACGCGAGGCCUCACUGCCGCUGAUGCAAUGUGUGGUGCUGUGCCACCACCAGGCGUCCACAGCCGCGUGCAUCAUAUUGGGGAAUGCUACGCCGCAAGAACAAGAGCCACAGAGGCAGCAGAAGAGGCGUUGGGAUGUUUGGAAGGCUUUUUUCACGAGCGAUGGGGCGGUGCAAUUCAUUGCAAUUGCGUAUAUGACGGGAUCAUUAUCAGAGACACGUUCCACCCUACAAGAACGACAACAGCUACGGCAGCUAUUAGCAGACAUGACGUCUUGGUUGUCAUCUUCCUUAUCAUCAUCUUCUUUUUUUAGUUGGCCGUGGCGGUCGCUCUGUUUGGAGGCGCGGCAACUUCUCCUGUGGAGUCGUGUCACCCUCACGGUUCCAAAAUGGGCGAGUGUGAACGAAAAGAUGCAUGAAACUAUGACAGAGGAGAAGAGAAUGAUCGCUGCUGCCAUGUCACUAGUGACAUCCCCCGACAUCGUCUCCUCUACAACCUUUUAUUCUGUUAAUAGGGAGCGUGCACCGACUUUUUUGUCUUCCUCUGCGGAUGCGACGGCUGGUGAGACCUCUUUUGUGAUGUGUUUUCAGUGCGCCCUUUUUAAUACUGCAUGGGUAGCGGAGAUGUGCGCAAAACAGUUUGCGUUUAAGAGUUCUUUCAUAUACUCACGUUUGUGCCGCGCGUUGCGUGUUCUUCCCGACGUAUGCGUGAUGAGAGUGGGGGAAAAUGACGUUGAUGACGAUGUUGUUGGAAUGAUUGCAGCGGGGUCGCUGUUUGCCACGCCGUGUGGCUUUAGCAGUUUGCAGUACGUGAGGGCAGCAAUCGACAUGGUAAGUGAUGUGACAAAGUUAGGGAGUGAAAAGAGCUUCUUGCUUUCAAUUGCAUGCAGUCAGUCCAUGCAGGAUGCGUUGGAGCUGCUGGAGAAACGUUUAUCCCAGCGACCGUACACGCCCCUUUGCGUGCAGUCAUUACUCGCCGCGUGGAAUACACUACUUAUUCGUUCUGUCGAGGUUGACAAACAGAAGGGAAAGAGAAUGCAGCCGAUGGGUCACAGUGUGGAGGCGCAUGCGGAGUCCAGUGGGAAAGAGUACAACAAUGCAAAAAACGAGGAAACAUCUUUGCAUCAUUGCUUGGCCGCAGCGUUUCUCGCAUUGGCAGUGACUACACGGAUUGAAAACUGUGAAGCAUCCAUCUCCAUGAAGUCUCCGCAACCUGCGGAAGGUGAAGGGAAGCUGCGGCAAAGACUGUGCGGUGAGAUCCUUGCUUACGGCGCCUAUGUAGGUGAGUUUUUGUGUUCUUCUGCAAGCAUAAAUCCCAGCGAAUUGCGUUUUCAACAGGCAUCGGCAGAAAUUGCUGCACGUGCGAUUUCUCUAUUGCCGAAGGAACAAACCUUAGCUUCUGAUUUUGAUGCCCACGUCAAGCUGGCUACGGAGUUGGUGGGGCAAUAUAUGAGGGGUGACGGUAUGCCAUGGAUCUCACUCUGGCCACCGUUAUCAUUAGAGAUGUGGCGGUCUCGUGAAUAUAUAAAAUGCCUUCAUGAACCAACGCCGGCAUUGGUCCCGCUCUGUCAACUCCGUCAUCCUGUUGCGGUGUCAUGGAUGAUGCAUCAAAUUGUCACGGAUGCGUCUCCCUUCGGUUCUUCAACGCGACCAUUGAUAGCGCUAUUCAACACGCUUCGUGUGUACGUGACGACCGGGACGGCGUUAUUUUCUCCGUCGAGGGUGAAGAAUUUGGAGAAGGGGAAGCAGCCUGCCAAUGAGGGGAAAGAUGACGGCGUGAUGGUGCCUGUUGUUCGCGGGGCGGGGGCCGGGAUGGUUAUUGACCAGUUUUUAUGCAUCACACUGCAGGAGUGGCAGAAAAGCGGUCACCACGACAAGGCGGAGGUGCGGGAUCGAGAUGUCAUUCGCCACGUCGUCGAUGCUGUUUUUCCUCCUGUCCAAAUUGGCGAGUCUUCUUCUGCCACACCCUUGUCGUUUCUCUCUGGAUAUACGCCAUUAACGACGGAUGGGUUACAGUCACUGCUGCGUCUCGUAGUUCUACGCGAUGGAUUUGACAAGCGCCGCACUGCGAGUGUCAAUCAUGUAGAGAAGCUUUUGCAAAUGGAACAGCGACGCGAGAUGGCGCGUCGUAUUGCUGCAAAUGAUGCUGGACUGCCUCUUACACGUGUGCAUAUUGGUCUUCCACGGGGUGUACAAGACGUGAAGGCGCAAUUAUUGUUUUACCUCCGAGCUCUUGCGGCGACACUUGCUUUUUUGAACCCAAUGGCCUGGCACAAUGAGCGGCAGGCUUCCCUCGAUGUCGCCUACACGGCACUGAUGGAUUUUUUGCAUUUGUGCUCUGCCUCGUAUGACGAUGAUGUCGACAUCAUGUCACGUCAACUGAAGGUUGAGUUAGAGGGCAUCUUUGGUCACGGCGUGGUGCGCGUCAUUUGUGCAGCGACAUCGCAGCAAGAUGGCAUUGUCACACUGCGGCAAUUAAUAAACUUCUUUACUGGUAAUUGGCACCACCAACAAACGAAGAAGAAGCGGCAGGAAAAGGCAUCGGAUCUUCAUCGUCGGCUCCGGAACCUUCUCAGUGCACACAGACACGGGGGUGGCGUAUCAGAUGUUUUACUUCUCAAAGGUGACGAUCUGUUAUCAGCGUCUCCCAUGCCGCUAUUCACGCAGACGACAUCGAUGGUGCAGGAGGCGCUGUGGAGCACGGCCGUCCUGCCAUCACAUGAACUCAUCCUUGAGCUCUUAGACGCUGCUGUCACUACCGCCGCGGCGGAUUCUGCCAAUCCCCCCAUGGAAGCGUUACAUGCGGCACGUCAUGGCCUAAAACUCUUUACGACGAUUGCACCUUACAUGGUUGUACCAACCCUCAUGUUGGAAAAGGUACUGAUGUUACUUCUUGUGCUGCUGCGUCAAAAAUUUAAUGCUGCAGCUUUUUCCACCGAAGUAGAUGAAACAAAGAAGGAAGAAAAGGCAUUGUGUGAGAGCACUUUUUACCUUGUGCUUUGCCGCUUUCAGUACGUCCAACUUAACACACCAACCGCUGUGGCGCUGUUGUGUGAACUUUAUGCUGUUCUUGCUACAAUGAAUGCGACGUCAGAUACCCAAAAAGAUGCGGGGGAUGUGCAUGCGAUCAAAACGAUUCAUUAUCCCCUUCCAUGGUCUUCGAAUAAAGCGACGCAACUACCACAAGAGGAGUGGCUGUUGUGGCGCUGCGCCCUGGAAGCCAAUCAAGUGUCAUGGGCACCUCUUCAAACCGCAUUAUCAUCGUUGAAGGAUGAAUCGUUGCGUCUGUUGCAGCGUGGGUGUCUCGCGUUUCUAAUGCAGGGUCACCGGAGGUCGCACUAUGACCCGCCAUUUCUUCGGCUUGGAAGGAUGCUUGACACUUUGAUUCCGCAUGAGUCGGGGGUACUUGAUGAAAGCGCGACCCCUGGCAUACAUGGCGGUGGUGGCUUUACGGUUCAAUUACUGCGUAUGAUGGAGGCAGACUCGACACGGGCCAAAAUGAGUGUCGUUCCAUGGCGUCGGGCGUUGAAAUUUCUACCGGAUCCUCAUGAGGGAAGCAAAGAGAUGGUUACAGACAUUAAGCGUUUCCGGUUUUAUGUGGCGUUGAUGUCACAACUGCUCACGGCAGCAAGCAAGAAGAAUGAUAGUGUGCGUCAAAUAUGGCAGCAUGCACUUUCCAUCAUUGUGCCGCAGCUCAUCUCUGCUAAGGAACAAAAAGGCCUUGACACGGAACUCAUGCAUCACGGGACCGCAUGCGCAUUGCGGGCACUUCAUAUUGUUCAGCCGCCUCACGCAUGGAGUCUUGCGCUGCAUUUAACAUUACGUCUUCCCAUUGCCGCAUUCCCAUCCCUGUCAUGGUGGCCCUCCCCGGAGGCGGUGUUAUUUCACACAUUAAAAUACCUUGUCGAGGUGUGUGAUGUGACGGAAAUUCCCGUAAAAUCGCUGGUCUUUUACAUGCAAGUUGUAGCAAAACGCCAGUCAGCUGCCGCAGCGCCGGAGCUUCUGACGGGGCGAGUCAACCGUUCCAAGGUUGUGGAGGCCUUUACGGACCGUUUGCAACGCCAUCCGCAUCUUCGGUGGGUGGACGCUCUCGCACUGUUGGAAUCCCUGUGCGUGUUGGAAAAGGCCCUUGUACAAAAAAAUUCAAAGGAAAUUAACAGCGGGAGCCCCAGAAACAACAGUAUGGAGGAAAAUGAGGUCCAAUGGGUUUUUAAUCAAGCAAAAUGUAAAUUUACCACCGCAGUCAUUGAGCGUCUGUACAAAAAACAGUCAUAUGAGUCACUUCUACGUUUUGUGGAGGCGGCACAACAACAUUAUCGCGUGAGCGGACGAGAGGUGUUGGAAUGGGUGAAUCACGCUGCCUCAGUCGUUGUGGCUCCGAGUCGAAGUGGCGGUCUCUCCGAGGUGUUGUUGUUACUUAACGGCACACUUGUAGGGAAAACUUUGGACGAUAUCUUGCGGGAGCAAUCCGCAGGGGUUUUGAGGGAGCGCGUGUCUCUCAUGCGAGAUUUAUUACUUAAUGGUCACUACGUGGAUGCCGCAGCGUUGGUUCGACAGACCCCAACACUGCUACGAACGCGUGAAUUUUAUGAUGCCUGCGCCCGUUUGAUGAAAUACGCGCAUCACAGGACUGUUGUUCUCUUUUACGAUGCGUAUAUUCACCCGGAAGAUGAGUUGGAAUCGGGGGCGAAAAAGUUGGAGGAAAAUUGCUCUGAAGGGAACAAUUGUGCCUUGACGAAGUUACUCGAGGAAGAAGUUUAUCACACUGAGGAGGCAUCCCUCUUACGACAUGUUCCCAAUGGUUUACUGGAGCAGGGAAUGAUUGCUUUUGAAACUGCGGCGAACUCGACGAAAGGGAUUAGCUUUAGCGCGAGGAGAACAGGGAUUUGGAUUGCGGCGACGUGGAUAAGGCGAGUAACGGCCCUCAUGCAAUCCCAAGACUCACUUGUGGCGACUCUACGGUGGGUUCACCGGGAUAUUGUCGGUGGUCACGCAGGGAAGCCUGGUGAUGAAAUUCAAAUUCUUGCUGAUGCUGUACGUGACAUGCUGCACGCGAAAGUGACCCAUGACACUAGUCAAUUUAAUAAUAAUAAUAAUGAUGAUGAUGAUGAUGGUACGAAUACGAAGGAAUCAUUGAUAAACAUACUGCAACGUGAGCGCGAGUUGGCGUGUUUAUUUGUAAAGAUAUUUUCAGGGACGUUUUCUGGCGUUGCAUCGGAAUUGUGCGAAUUUCUUUUACAGCGUGAGCAGCAUCUGAUGAGGGAUUCCGGUGUUGAGAGAAAAGCUGUUGAGUGCGACAAUAAGGAUAUGGAGUGGUGGAGUUUUUUACGCUGCACGGCCUCGUAUAAUGCUGCAAUUGAAGAGGGUUACAAAUACUGUCGCACACUUAUGGAUACGACGGUGAAUAAUGGCAGUAAUGGUCAUCACCCCAUUGUGGAGUGGCGGGACCGCUCAUUGUUUCGUAUUGGCACCGAAAGCCACGCAUGGGUGUUAGCAUUGGCGGCGUAUGCCACUUCGCGAUCAUAUGUUGGGCAUACAUACAUCAGUGGUGCACAUAUAGCACGGCUUGUAAAACUCAUCACCGCCAGCGGUUUCCUCCGUGUUGUGAUCCCGGCAGCUCGCAAUGUUUUUUUUCAUCUAAACUUAUCAAAUCCUAAAAGUGGUGUGGCCUCACCGUUUUUGAAUGCAAUGCUGCUUCUUUGCCAGUCAAUAUGUACGAUGAAGCGGCAUACGAUGCAUCGUCUUCAGAAUGCCGCGGAAAUGGACUCAGGGGAGGUACAAGCUGUACUUGGAGAACUUGAUGAAAUUAAUCAAUUUAUCGGGGACGGACUGGCAUUGUUAUUGCAGCAACACCAGGAGAAAAGACAAUCUACUGUGCAGGACACCGUGCUGGAUGGACGUAUGGAUUUAGUUUGUAGCAUGAUUCGGUCUCUUACUGUAACACCCGGACCGUCUGUUACGCCUGCUGCGGCACUAGAGGCGUGGCGGUCACUCGUUCAACAAAUCAUUACAGCUUUACCAUCAGCUCAACGUUGCAGCAAUGUCCUUGAUGCCUGCAUGGAUACCGUGCGAGACUCUUUUGAGGAACUUUCUUUGUUACGAAAGUAUCCAACUCCUGCAUUGACGAGUUUAGAAAAUGCAUGCAAUGGACUUUGGUGCACUGCAUUGGGACUUAUCACUGCGGAUGAGAGCUUACGGCGCCAUUUAUUUGCCCACACAAACACACAGCAGCUGAGAGCCAUGACACAGCUGGAGAUAUUUCUCUGUUGUGCGAGUCUUGUGGCAGAUGGUGGCGUAGCGGCCAUGAGGUCUAUUUGUGAUGUUGCGGUGCGAGCCCAAACGGUGCCACUUUCAGAGGAUGCCAAGGCACUGGUGAAGAUGGCGUGUAUACAUGGGAAAGGAGCUGCAUGGCGGUCUGAGUAUGAGGCAAUAACCGGUUUUGCGCCAACCACAGUACAGCGACAGAGAACACUUUCACCGGCGGAAGAAGCUAUGGAGCAAGUCCGUUGUUUACAUGCUCUAGAGGCGGUGGAAGAUUGGGCGCAGGCAUUGCGUUUGAGUCAAGCGAAACGUGAGGUUGGGGUCCGUUUACAGCAUUUGCACUAUCACCGCAUGUUACAUCUUUUAGGGAAGUACAACAUGGAUAAUACUGGGGCAGUGGCUUUCAACACGGCGAUGGGUGAUGCAGUGAUGGGGCUGUACUUUGCACGACUGCAGGAUGGUUGUUUACCAAACACUUACUCGAUCGAGCAGUCGCUCCGUCUCUUUUCUGUUCCAACGGUCUCCCCCCUUUUAGCGUUGCAGUACGCGCAGGCACUGACACUUCUUCCGCCUCUGAGCAAUCGCCGACAUAGGAAAACCGAAAGUCGCGGCGAUGGCAGUCAUGCCACGCACGCAUCCUCCGUAUCUCACGCACCGGAUGAUAUGGGCUUUGCUGUCUCCAUUUUAAUGUUACGUCUUGUCACAGAUGCGGCGUUGCGUCUGCCUGACGCCGUGCGUCGGCAUCGUCUAACGAAGAGUGAAGGCGUAGAGGGACUUCAGAUGUUUGCCGCCUUUAUUCGUUGGGUGAGUGAGUUCAGUCGUGUACCGUGUUGCGAUGGGGACGUUAUGGAAGCCAUUGCGCUGCUUCUUUGCACUGUACCGAAGCAACUCCUAUCAGAGCUCACUACGACAAAAAAAAAUCUACCCCACUGCGAUGCAGGAGAUGUGAGGCGCUUACUGUUUAGUGCUUUUGUGGCGCCUUGCAAUGACGGGAUGCCAGUCGUGGAUGCACACACCUCUUCGGCGUCAAUGAAGUUGUACCGCUUCGUCUCUCGAGUCUCCAAGCACCAAAAUAAUGGUAAUGACGAUGAUGAUAAUGAUGGUGGGGAAAUUCCCACACCCGCAACGUUAUGUGCGCUACGCGGCAACGCUGAGGCGGCGCUGCGAUUUGUGGAAAAGCAGGCGUCACUUCACCAUGUGAUGCAUCUAUCCAACGCACUGCUCUGCCGCAUGUGUGCGGCCGUCACGGCUGGUAUGUCACCCACCGCGAAAUCUUUGCAGUCAUUGAGCCACAUUAUGCAGAACACAAAGCUUAUUUCUCCUCCGCUUCGGUACAUGUUGACUCUCAUCGUUGCAGAGCAGUCGACACUUUGGGAAAUUUAUCACACUGGCGGCUCGGAUCCAAAGAAGAUGACGAUGAUUAGUUCUCCGCGUCACGCUGCGGCAAACGAGGAGGUGCCAACUUCGGUAGUGUUGCGCUCCGUUUCAAGGACGUAUAAAUUGGUGCGGCAGCACUUUACACCACCCGACGCGAUCAUGCUGCACGGUCUGCUGCUCCCGAAACAUCUUGCCGCAGCCGAGACAAAAGACGACCACAAGAUUGCUCACGAGGAAGAGGAAGACGAGGAGGAUGACGACGGGGCCAUCCGGUCGCAAGAAAAAGAAGAAGAAGAGAAUGAGGAGGGGGCGUCUGAUUCGGUGGCACAGAACGUGGCGUGGGAACAGGCAUUGAAGCUAUUUGAUAUUUUCAUACGCAAUGCGCAGCCGAACGCCGAUCUCUCUGUGCCAUUUGAGGCGUUGAUUGAAAUUUUUUGUCGAGGCGGCCAGUGGAAUACCGCCAGCCGCCACGUCUCACUCGCCGGAACCCCGUCCACCUGCACGCUGCACACAUCCCAACCCGCCCGAAGUAGGGAGGUUGCCGAUGAUGCUUUCAAGAAGAACGACGCAUCACAUUUUUUUUCCCGUCAUGUGGUGGUGGACUGUUUUCUUCUUAAGCGCCUCCUCGAUGCCAUGGAGGCUGCACGUCAGCGUCAUUACAGGCAUGGGGAGCAGAGCCCUAGCGAAGGUGUACAACAUGGCUGUGGGCCUCCCGGUUUUUGGCGGCUAACGCUACAUAUUCUUCAGCAGCAGCAGCAGAUGUUCCUUCUCCCCAGUGAAAUGAGGUCAGACGGUACUGAAAAGAGCGAUGUGGCGAUUUCGUCUGUGACGCUGUUGGCUAUCAUGCAGGGGAUUUCUAAAGGAAGAGGCGGCUAG
Messenger RNA from Trypanosoma cruzi, 14109 nucleotides. RefSeq lists its product as uncharacterized. The record is from RefSeq and is a predicted model, not a curated record. The coding region runs from base 1 to 14109 and encodes 4702 amino acids. NCBI's taxonomy places the organism in Eukaryota, Euglenozoa, Kinetoplastea, Trypanosomatida, Trypanosomatidae. The transcript has a single exon.